UGUGUGCGACGGACUGAACUCAACACACGUGGCUGGUGCACUGCGAGAGCUGCAGUGUUUUUCGAGCUUCUUUAGCAAGAAUAUAAUUAUUAUUUUCAUCAUGCGUCCGUUGACAGACGAAGAGACAAAAACGAUGUUUGAGAAACUCUCUAAAUACAUUGGGGAGAAUAUCAAACUUCUUAUUGAUCGGCCAGAUGGGACUUAUUGUUUCAGACUUCAUAAUGAUCGAGUAUAUUAUAUGAGUGAAAAAAUUCUGAAGUUGGCUACAAAUAUCUCCAGAGAUAAACUGGUGUCGGUUGGCACGUGUUUCGGAAAGUUCACAAAAACACAGAAGUUCCGUCUGCACAUCACAGCUCUCGAUUUCCUUGCACCAUAUGCUAAGUUUAAGGUGUGGGUGAAGCCGGGAUCAGAGCAGUCAUUCCUGUAUGGAAACCACAUCAUGAAGUCCGGCCUGGGGAGAAUCACAGAAAACACAGCGCAGUACCAAGGAGUGGUGGUGUAUUCCAUGGCUGAUGUACCGCUGGGCUUUGGAGUGGCAGCGAAGACCACGCAGGAGUGUAGGAAGGUCGACCCCAUGUCCAUAGUGGUUUUCCAUCAGGCUGAUAUUGGCGAGUACAUCAGAAGUGAAGACACACUCACAUAAGAGGAUAUAAUAUCUCCACUGCUCAUGGACAGUUCAUUACAUUCUUUUGACUGGAUGAUCUUUUACACAAGUUUGACAGACUUUCCCAACUUUAAAUUCAAAGCAGUUUUCAGUGUUUAAACAAUAUAUGUUGUAUGCGAGCGACUAUUAUCAUUGACUAUUUCUGCAUCAAAGAAAUACAAAAAAAGUCAAACUUCAAGGUUUUGCAAUAACUGUAUUUUUUGUGAUUUUAUGAAUUACUUUUAGAUUUUUUAAAAAUGAUAGAGCAGCUGGGUAGAACCAUACCAAACAGGAUACAAAACCAGAUCAAACCAGACCAAUCUUAUACAAAGUAGUUAAAAAAUAAAUGUUUAGUAACAAAGGAAAACUGAUUUGCUAAGGGUUCAGCAAAUAAUGAAAAGUGCUUUUUUUCCACAGAUGUUGGUUAUUCUUGGCAAUAAAAUAAUAUUUCAAUUUUGAACUGUUUUCAACACUGAUAAUAAUAUGAAAUAUUUCU
Molecule: messenger RNA, 1139 nt
Organism: Sinocyclocheilus rhinocerous
Lineage: Eukaryota; Metazoa; Chordata; Actinopteri; Cypriniformes; Cyprinidae
Product: 60S ribosome subunit biogenesis protein NIP7 homolog
Exons: 5
Coding region: 101-643 (180 amino acids)
Biological process (GO): ribosome assembly
Cellular component (GO): nucleus
Molecular function (GO): RNA binding
Source: RefSeq, a predicted model, not a curated record